UGGUCCUUCAUUUUGUUUGCGCAAAAUAUAAUAUCUUAUUUUUAUCUUUAUGUUUUGGACAUGUUAUUGUUUAUUUCCAUGAAAUUCAUCCUAAUAUGUAAGCCACCGUGUGCAGAGGACACUGUGUGUGUGUGUGUGUGUGUGUGUGUGUGUGUGUGUGUGUGUGAGAGAGCGAGUUUUACAUUUUGUGAGCGCAGAAAGUGAAAUCACGCUGAAUGAGUGUCAGCUGACUUUGGUCACAGGACUUUAGGGAGAGCAUCACAAAAACCACAUGCGAUCAUUCAGAUUUUAGAGGCACUAACCCACUGUAACCACCUCUGAUCUAUCUCUUUAUAUUUCUGUGUUUGUGAACAUUAAUUUGUGUGUGACUAAUUGAGCUUCACCAGACGAUGUUGAUGUCCAUUUGAUUUGGCGAUGCCGAGUCUCAGCUGACCUGAUGUCCCCUUAUUUCUGUUUGCAUGAGGGCGUUCUGAGUCUUGUUUGUUCAGUUUUGAUGUGCGUAUAACUAUGUAUAACUUUCUGUCUGUCGUAUGUUGUAUACUGAUUGUUCUUGAUGCUGGUGAUCUCUGUGAGUGAAUGUCUGUAUGUGAGGGAGGCAGCAUGUGGUGGUUUCAGCGGGGUCUUUGUGCUCUCCCGGUGGCUCUGGUUAUCUGGUCAUCUGCUACAUUCCUCGUCUCUUAUGCCACAGCAGUCGCGUUGGGCCAUGCCGACCUACUCGUUCCAUACAUAAGUGACACGGGCACUGAGGUUCCCGAACGCUGUGUGUUUGGCUUCAUGCUGUCGAUCUCAGCUUUCUUAGGGUUGGGCACCAUGUAUGUUCGACAUAAACAAGUUCAGGCUUUGAUUUCAGCCUCUGAGUCGGGCUUACAGCUGCUGAACUAUACAGGCCUCAUGAUGGGAAUCGCCAGCACUGUCGGGAUGUGUGUUGUGGCCAACUUUCAGAAAACAGAUAUGACAUCCAUCCACCUUUUGGGAGCAGGCCUGACCUUUGGUCCUGGGACGUUGUAUAUCCUGGUCCAGACGGGCAUGUCGUAUCGCAUGCAGCCGCGUUUCCACGGCAGGGAUAUUCUGUGGGCGCGUAUGGCUGUGGGAAUGUGGUCGCUCAUUAGCAUCAUUACACUUUUCAUAUCCUCUGUGUUAAUGUAUGAUGACCUGCCUGGCGUGGAUGUAGCUAAUAAGUUACACUGGCAGCCCGGAGAGAGAGGUUUUCUAGCACACCAGGUCAGCGCUGCAGCUGAGUGGUCUCUGGCAUUCUCCUUCAUCUGCUUCUUCCUCACGUACAUACGUGAUUUCCAGAAAAUCACUCUGCGGGUUCAACCUGUUCUUCAGAGUAACCAUCUCUACGACUAUCCUCACUAUGAAGAGAGAGAGCACAUGCAGCAUGGAGAACGCUCACCUCUGCUGGCUGGUGCCAUGUGAGAGACAUUGCCACUGUGUGUCUGACA
Messenger RNA from Onychostoma macrolepis, 1445 nucleotides. RefSeq names its product DNA damage-regulated autophagy modulator protein 2 (gene dram2a). Gene Ontology annotation, cellular component: lysosome. The transcript has 7 exons. Bases 577 to 1419 code for a protein of 280 amino acids. Gene Ontology annotation, biological process: regulation of autophagy; photoreceptor cell maintenance. The record is from RefSeq and is a predicted model, not a curated record. Lineage: Eukaryota; Metazoa; Chordata; Actinopteri; Cypriniformes; Cyprinidae.